AAUUUGAAUAACCAAACACAAAGGAUAGCAAGAUCCGUAUUUGUGUAAAAUAUCGAUUUAAUGUUUAAAUAUUUAAGAACAUACAGAACAGGAAAAUUGUAGAGAUUUGUUUUUAGUUAUAAAAUAAUCCGUCUUUUCUUUUGAAAUGUGAUAUGAACUUAAAUCGAAAUUAUAGACAAAUUUAGGAAAUGUGGUGUAACGUGUUUGCUUUUUCCUGUGGAGCGAUACUGGUUAUGUGUAUUUCUCAAUGCGCCGGUAUAAGAUGUUUCCAGUGUAGUGAUUCCGGCGACGACGAAAAUGCAGAUUGUCUGCGUGGUGUGCGGGGGCUAUCGGGGCAGAGGGCUGACUUUGAGCGACAAAAUACUACAAAAACUUCUAAAUUUCCCCACUUGAAGGAAUGCAGUCACUACUUUGAUAGGGUAACUGGCAGACCUUUGUAUCAAUUCUGUAAAAUUGAAAUGAUAUACUCCGCAGGUAGUUUAAAUGCAUACAUCAGAGACUGCAGCAAUGGCGAAGAUUUCUCUGCCGAUCUUAAUCUUACAAGACUUAGUUACCAGAAGAAUUACCUGAGACCCGACAACCAGUCCACGUGCGGGUAUAGCCACCGUCACCUUGCAAAUAUAUGUGUACAGCUCUGUGAUACGGACUUCUGUAACGGGCCUACGGCGGGGCAAAACUUAUUGCAUGGUCAUCAGACUUUAAUAUUUCUGAUAACUGCUGUUGCUGUUAAUGUUUUCUUCAUGAAACUGAUAUAAUCAACACAAACUAUGUUUUAAAAAAGGUGAUGACUUACUUACACUAAUAUAACGUGAAAUAUAUGUAUACAAAAAGGUACCCGUUUUCAGGCAAUCGAAAUGAAACACUGACAAGCAAAAGCAUCUUCGUUGGCCGUUUUCUCCGGAAAUCACGUGUCAGUGUAAACAUACACCAAAACGCAUAGACGCUUGUCAAAUAAAUUAUAAAGAAAGCAUCUUCAUUGUUUUUGUAACAAUAGAAAGUGGGAUCAAUGUUAUAUUAGAUUGUAUAGUGUAGAAUGAUCUUAGAUAAAUGUUUUCUGAGAAGGCGUCAUGCUUUGAAAACGAAUUUUUGAACAUUAGUAAAGUUAAUGGUUAAGAUUGUUAUUUACUAAUCAUUCCUUAGUGCGACUUUGUACAACUUCCUGUUUCAACAUAUACACGUGUUCUACAGAUACGCUAUUUUAGCCUAUGCAAAUAAUGUUAACUAUAUUUCAUUUAUGUACCUGGCUUUAUCUGUUAAGAGAAACGCAUGCUAAUUUGAUAACACUGAAUAGAUGAUACUGUUUUAAGUGCUUGCUUGUCUAGAGCUUCUUUUAAAGAAGUACUUUGAAAGAAAAAUCGGUAUCAAUUAACAAUAUGUUUCUCGGAUUCACUAUGUAAAUACUCGUUGUGUUGAACUUUAUGUUGUGCUUAUUCUAAGUCUCUUAUAAUUCGAAUGGUCAUAUACAUGUGCAUGAAAUGUUACAUAUAUAUUAUAUUCAGAUAUAGUAUAAUGAGACAAUAAUAAAUGAAUUAUAUAUUUUCAGAUAUUUUGUACAAGUGACUAACUGAAAACUAGAGUUCUUUAUAACAAUCGUUUUGCAUGUAUAGCUUAUAUUUUUUACCUUUAAAAGUGAAUUCACCAGUAAGAUUAGUGUUUUCUGUACAUGGUAUCGCUUGAAGUUUUCUUUCUUUUUAGUAUUAUGUUUGUAAUAUCACUAAGAAUGGUACAUCGAUUUUUACAAUACGUGGCGUAUUAAUUGCCAAAACAUUGAGUAGACGAAAGUACUUUCGUACAAUUUCUUUUUUCUUUGUUUUUGUCUUCUUCUUGUCUACUAUCUCGGAGCGAUUGUUCUUGAAAUUGCUGUUUUUUUUGUGGACAUAUUAGAGCUAUAAAAAGAAAGGAUCCUUAAAAGUAAUAGAAUUAUGUUUUGACAUAUUGCAGCACCUGAAGUGUUAAAUAUUUUAUGUUUUUCUAGUAUAUGAAUUUUAAACACACAAUGUAUAAAUGUUAUUUUUCAUAUUUCUGUGUAGCAAGGUUUACCUGAUGUCUGUGGUUUAACUUGGCCAAAACGAUUGUUAGCUCACCAGAGCACAAAGUGCUCAGGGUGAGCUAUUGUGAUCACUAACCGUCCGGCGUCCGUCCGUCCGUCGUCCGUCCGUCCACACUUUCCUUUGAACAACAUCUCCUCCUAAACCAACAGGCCAAUUUUGAUGAAACUUCACAGGGAUGUUCCUUGGAUGGUCUUCUCUAAAAAUUGUUCAAAGAAUUGAAUUCCAUGGAGAACUCUGGUUGCCAUGGCAACCGAAAGGAAAAACUUUAAAAAUAUUCUUCUAAAAAACCAGAAGCCCUAGAGCUUAGAUAUUUGGUGUGAAGCAUUGCCUAGUGGACCUCUACCAAAUUUGUUCAAAUCAUGACCCCGGGGUCAAAAUUGACCCCGCCCCAGGGGUCACUUGAUUUUACAUAGAAAAAUCUUAAAAAAUCUUCUUCUCGAAAACCAGAAGCCCUAGACCUUAGAUAUUUGACAUGUAGCAUUGCCUAGUGGACCUCUACUAAAGUUGUUCAAAUCAUGACCCCGGGGUCAAAAUUGACCUCGCCCCAGGGGUCACUUGAUUUUACAUAGGAAAAUCUUCAAAAAAUUUCUAAAAAUAAAGCAGAAGGCCUAGGUCUUAGAUAUUUCACAUGUAGCAUUGCCUAGUGGACCUCUACAAAAUUUAUUCAAAUCAGACCCCCGGGAUCCAAAUUGACCCCGCCCCAGGGGUCACUUGAUUUUACAUAGGAAAACCUUAAAAAAUCUUCUUCUCAAAAAGCAGAAGCCCUAGAGCUUAGAUAUUUGACAUGUAGCAUUGCCUAGUGGACCUCGACUAAAGUUGUUCAAAUCAUGACCCCCGGGGUCAAAAUUGACCCAGCCCUAGGGGUCGCUUGAUUUUACAAAUGAAAAUCUUCAAAAAUUUUCUUAAAAUAAACCAGAAGGCCUAGAGCUUAGAUAUUUCACAUGUAGCAUUGCCUAGUGGAUCUCUACAACAUUUAUUCAAAUCAUGACCCCAGGGUCAAAAUUGACCCCGCCCCAGGGGUCACUUGAUUUUACAUAGGAAAAUCUUCAAAAAAUUUCUAAUAAUAAACCAGAAGGCCUAGAUCUUAGAUAUUUGACAUGUAGCAUUGCCUAGUAGACCUCUACAAAAUUUCUUCAAAUCAUGACCCCCGGGGUCAAAUUGGCCCCGCCCCAUGGGGUUACUUGAUUGUACAUAGAAAAAUCUUCAAUAUUUUCUAAAAAUAAACCAGAAGGCCUAGAGCUUAGAUAUUCGAAAUGUAGCAUUGCCUAGUGGACCUCUACAAAAUUUGUUCAAAUCUUGACCCCCCAGGGUCAAAUUGACCCAGCCCCAGGGGUUACUUUAUUGUACAUAGGGAAAUCUUCAUAAAUUUGCUUAAAAAUAAACCAGAAGGCCUAGAUCUUAGAUAUUCGAUAUGUAACAUUGCCUUGUCGACUUUUACAAAUUUGUUCAAAUCAUGACCCCCGGGGUAAAAUUGGCCCCGCCCCAGGGGUUACUUGAUUGUACAUCGGAAAAUUUUCCAAAAAAUUUCUAAAAAUCAUCAGUUUGACAUUUGAAACAUAUUACUCUGGUGAACGAUCCAGGGUCAUCAUGACCCUCUUGUUUUAUUAUGUCAUGAGGUGUGAGACGUUAAUAAACAUAUCUUGUU
Molecule: messenger RNA, 3696 nt
Organism: Mercenaria mercenaria
Lineage: Eukaryota; Metazoa; Mollusca; Bivalvia; Venerida; Veneridae
Exons: 4
Coding region: 189-755 (188 amino acids)
Source: RefSeq, a predicted model, not a curated record